Messenger RNA from Auanema sp. JU1783, 3009 nucleotides. Lineage: Eukaryota; Metazoa; Nematoda; Chromadorea; Rhabditida; Rhabditidae. The record is from the annotation of a GenBank genome assembly.
AUGUUAGAUCAUCCCUACAAAGCUUCAGUUCUUCUGUUAGAUGGGCAAAUAAUUGAGCUCCUGUUCUCCGCUAAUUCAUCCAUAUUUGAUAUUCUGCCGUCCAUUCCGACAUCAACAAAAUCAGAUGAUGCCCGUCUCAUUCAUUAUGCUGUUCAUGAUGAUCUGAAUCACUUACAUUGGCUAACAGAUGAUAAACGUCUCAUAGAUUUCGUAGAUGUCCAAACAAAAACAAUUUGUAUACAACAACAUAUAAGGUAUUUCGUUGAUUCGGUGCUUUCUCUCAAUGAUCCAGUCGUUGUUGAGCUAUAUUUCCUCGAAGCUCUACAACAACUUAAUAAGAAUGUUCUUGACUUAUCACAAAAAGAUUUGAUUCGUAUAGCAUCUUUACUAUUACAAAUAUAUUCAGGAGACUAUAACAAAGAACAACAUUUGUACGAGCAAAUAGAAUCUGUCCUUCCUAAUUUGGAGUCAAUUCUGAUAAGACAGGAGCUAUUGAAAGAAGAUUUCAUAAAUGAACUCACAAUGGAGUAUAAUGAUUUGAUUGGAGAGAAACGUGGAACGUGUAUGCUCCGAUUGAUGAAAAUACUAGAAAAAUGUGUUCGGUACGGCUGUCGAUAUUACCACAUACGGGAAGAUGGUGACGGUGGCGACACGUGUGUCUUAGCUAUAAACACAAAUGGAAUUCUCGUCUACAAUGAAAUCUAUUCUCGUGAACCUAAGAACUUUUUCCAUUGGCAAUUCAUGGAUAACAUCUACUAUCGAAACGAUAAGUUUUGGAUUGAGAUACGAGAAACAAGAAGAGCUGCAAGUGUCAUUGGAACGGACGCCAAAUCUUUUCUGGAAACUCAAAGUACCGAUGAUGCUGAAUUACUGAAAGCUGUCAACGAUCCAACCACUCAAUUCUCAAUACCACGCAGAUCACUGACAACACCUUGUGUGAACGUUUAUUCAUUUCGUUGUGAUUCUUCUAUGCUCUGUAAAACAAUCUGGCAGACAGCGAUCGCUCAACACCGAUUUUUUCUGGAACAGACAGCUAACAAGUCUCGUAACCCUAGCGGUUCAGUUCUCAACCAUCAAGACCUAAACGAUCGCCUGAAUCGUUUGAUCAGCAAAAGCUCCAUAGGCUCCAGUUUACCAUCCUUGAGUUCUCUUCAUUCCACGUCCUCAUUACCAUCGAUGCCGUCGGCGAAGAUUGCUGACGGCUCUUGUUCCAGUCUGUCAUCCAUGCGCAACGGAGACAACAAAACAGCUUCCGGUUGCAAUGGAAAUGUUAAUGACGAUAAGAAACGAGAGCUUGAACAUUAUAAUAAACUAACUAAGAGAAGGCAGUUUCUCGAUGAGAAGCUCCAGGAAAAGAUGAAAGAACUGUUCAAUGUUUGUUUACUUGAAGCUGAAUAUACGGGCGAAAUUCCAAAAGAAAUGAAAUUUGCUCUGUUUCCUGGUCAAGCACAACCAAAAAUCCGUAAACGAAUUGGAACAUCUUUCAGUAUUCCAGAACGGUUGAUAGCUGUUGACAAGACGGAUAAAUUGGGACUAUUGGAGACUGAUGUUGAACUUCAUAGACGAAUUGUAGCAGCAGCUGAGAAGCUAGCGAUGGAUAAAAGUACAAAUAAAAGUGUUCGAAAGAAGCGUCUAAGAGAUUAUCAGGCUGCAGCUCAAAAAUUGCGAGGCCUUGAAAUGGGUUUGAGCCAACUGCGAUUGUCUAUAAGUAAGCCGGAUGUUUCGUCCAAAUCGAUGGAUGACGACGACCAAGCUGACUGGACCGGCUAUUGCUCUUCUGGAGAGUUAUUGACACGAGCAGUAGCUAAGUCUUGUCCCACAACACCCAGGGGAUCAAUUCCUGAUUUGUUUAACAAAGCUCACGAUGAAGAUGUAAGCAAGUUAGGAACGUCUCAAACAGUUGAUGAUGAUUAUAUAUCUGAUUAUCAAGAAAUUCCAAUAACCGUCAGUCGCAGAACUCCAAGCAAACAAGCUUCUCUCAAUGAAAGAGAUUCGAUAGCUUCAUCAUCUGGAUCUUCGAUCACAGGAUUCACAUCACCACCUUCCUCUUUAAUGCUUAUGACAUCAUCAUCCGAUCCCAUAUGUACCAGUUCUUCUCCCAGGAGUAACAGUACGUCCUCUUCUUUACGAGGACCAUCGGAAUAUCCAAAAAUGACCACAUCAGCAUCUAUGACAUAUAACACGCAUGAUGGAGCUCUUUGUGCUUCUCCUUCUAAUUUCGAAAACGUUGGGUACAGAUCGAAAUCUUACAGAAGUAGUUAUAGACAAGCUCAUUAUCCAACUAUUCAGGACGAGCAAUACUCUCGAAAGCGCGCUGUAUCAGCCCACGCUCUUCCGUCCAGUCAGAAUGGAAUAUCAUCAAGAGCUAAAAUGCCAUCAACAUCUUCCAUUCGAACGAAGUCCACACCUUCGGAUGAUGACGCAACUCCUACAGCUGAUAACCCACCAGUAACAACUAUUGGAAGCUCGGCUACUCUUCAAUUGUCGAAUCAAAAGCGUAAGCCUCUGCCAAACAGUGUCAGCUGUUCUGCUGGUUUCACAGCUAGUCUGGACAGGAGGUCCUCCUUAAGAUCUCCUCCGCAAAAUGAUCACUUGAACCAAUCAUCCAGUAGAUCCCCAUCAGCUCAACGUGUAACAACAUUCCCUGUGUCUGUCCAAAGCAAUCAACAAGCUUCUUCCACCUCUGUCCCACAUCAGUCCAAUGUUCCUUCCUCGUCUUCGUCUUCCAUAAACAACAACAAUGGGAAUACGAUCUUACCACGUUUUCAACCACCCAUUGGACGAAGUCCUUUGGCUUACUUUUCCACAAUGACCAAAAGCACGUUGCCAUCAUCAACAUCAUCGUCCGUUCAACAGUCAAAACUACGUCCAAUGAAUUCGUCCUUGUCUUCUAGCCGAAUUCCAUCAAACACAGAUCCACAUAUGGAAGCUUUACUCUCUUAUUAUAAGAAUAACCCAGUGGCAAAUCAUCAGCCACGUCCUGCAGCAAAAACAGCCACGACUGUUUAA